Anopheles coustani is the source of this 1293-nucleotide messenger RNA. Its product is annotated as dynein regulatory complex subunit 5. Lineage: Eukaryota; Metazoa; Arthropoda; Insecta; Diptera; Culicidae. The transcript has 3 exons. The record is from RefSeq and is a predicted model, not a curated record. Bases 1 to 1293 code for a protein of 430 amino acids.
AUGAAAUAUCCAAACACACUCGAUCUGAACACCUACCGGGCGUACAUGUGCGCUCGGCAUCUGAACCGCGACAAGAGUCGCCAGCUGGACGCCAUUAAUCUCGACUGGGACCUGAACGUGCCGGAACCGUUGAAGAUCCUGUGUCUGAAGGCGAUUGCCGACAACUGGAUGACCGUGCCGUACUUUCGUGAGUUGCCACUGUGCGAGGAUCGUCAGUAUCUGCUUGAUCUACUCGAUCUCCACUUCCCGCUGGAGAACCUCUGUGCACGUGUACGUAGUGAUGCGUUCUGGAUGCGGGCCUUCCAUAACCGGUGGCGUAACUUUGCACCGAUAGAGGUUGGAACGAAGCCCUGGAUCCGGAUCUAUCUCGAGCAGCAUCUGUCGGAGAUGGUGGAGCACCUGAAGCCGACCGACUACGAUCAGGAGAGCGUUAAAAAGAUCGUUGACUUGUGUUCACCUUUCGUGCGGGAACUACGUGUCGAGCGCCUGCAGCCUUCACUGUCCGACAACAGUGAUCAUGUGCCGCUGGAUGCGAUUCUGGCAAAUCUAAGGCGACUGCAGCGGAUCAGUCUGACGUACGAUGUAAAGGACGUUGGGCAUAACUUUUUCCUCGGCUGUGCGACCAUCACGGAGAUGGACGUGAAGCUUAUGACGCAGGGCCUCGAACGGUGCACCGAGCUGACCGAGUUCCGGCUGCACAGCAGCAAACUCGAGCCAACUAUGAUGAAGCGCAUCAGUAUCGCCCUCAACAAGGGUUGCCCGAAUCUGCGCACGAUCGCGUUCCCUCACUGCCGUUGCGGAGAUAUUGGCCUGCGAGCGUUCUGUGAGCCGAUCACCCCGAAAUCUUUCCCCAACGUACGGGAGGUCAUUUUGACCAACAACUUCCUGUCUCCGGAGAGUGUACAGGAGUUGACGUGGCGCUUGCGGCAUCGUAAAAUUGAGCGUUUGGAUUUGAGGCUUAAUCCUAUCCUCACCGAGGGGGCCGUCUUUGUAAUGACCAGCGUGUUCCAAAUGCCACUUAAGGAUCUCAAUCUUAGCUGCUGCUCGAUCGACGAGCAGAUCGAGGAAUAUCUGCUGAUGCUGAUACGAUUCAACUACACCAUCAAACGCUUGGACAUAUCCUCCAAUCAUCUCGGGCCGGCCAUGGGCGAACGAUUGCUGCAGCGUGUCUACGAAAAUAACACCCUCCAGCAGUUCGAUUUGCGCAACACGAACAUUUCGUACGACGUGCGCGCGAUCAUCGACGAAGUUAUAUUGGAAAAUCGUGAUCCACACAGUUUACACAAGUGGUAA